UUCAUAGCCUGUUAUGCUGUCUCAAUCACUGAGGACUAACUUGCCCAUACUGACGGAUGAACGCGCAGCCCGCUCGCACUCACAGCUGGCUCACCGGCAGCAAAGUCUUUACGCGCAAGGCAUCAUUGGCUGAGAACCCAUGCGUGUCACAGAGAAGGACGACGAACCAGUAAACUAGUUCCAGUGGCUCCCUUACGUCGGCCACCUGCUCUGUGUUCCCUCUCCGCAGCAGCUCAUCGAUCCGCGGACUGAUUGGCUUUUUUUCCUCUCCCCCGACUGGAGCUCUCCACGGUGCUGAAACAUGAACCAGAGCGCAGGAGCAGCGCAGCACACUCGGCGCUACUCGAGUGAAGGAAAGGACCUUGGAUCUAUUGGACAGGAUAAAAACUGGAAGGGCAUUGGCAUCUCCCUGCUGGUUAUUAUGUUGGUGCUCUCACUCAUUGGACUGUCCAUUGUUCUGCUGUCUAAAGAUGAUGGUGGUAAACCCUUUGGUUCACAGUUGACGCUGGAUGACCUCUUUCAAAGAAGCUUCCAAAUACAUGAUCCUGAGGCAAAAUGGAUCAGUGAUGAAGAAAUCAUCUUUCGAAGCUGGGAUGGAGACAUUAUGAAAGUCAGCACAAACAGCAACGAGACAGAACUCCUGCUGAAAAACACAACAUUUGCAACUUUUAAGGCUUCAAAGUUUGAGGUUUCUCCCGAUUUGAACUUUGUUCUCCUGGGAUAUGAUGUCAAGCAGGUCUACCAGCACUCUUUCUUAGCAUCGUACCUGAUCUACAACCUGUAUACAAGAGAGGUUCGGGAGCUGAAUCCUCCAGAGGUGUCAGAUUCAGUCCUCCAGUUUGCCUCGUGGGGCGUUCGUGGUCAGCAGCUGAUCUACAUAUUUGAAAACAACAUUUACUACCAAACGGAUGUUCACAGCAGCUCGUGGAGGCUCACCUCUUCUGGUCAGGAGGGGAUCAUCUUCAACGGCAUCACAGACUGGCUGUAUGAGGAGGAGGUGCUGCACACACAGACGGCCCACUGGUGGUCACCUGACGGCUCCAGACUGGCCUACCUCACCAUCAACGACUCCCUGGUUCCUAACAUGCUCCUGCCCCGCUUCACAGGCUCGCUGUACCCCAGGGGGAAGGAGUACCCUUAUCCAAAGAUGGGUCAGAUAAAUCCCACCGUCAGACUCUAUGUCGUCACCGUAGACGGCAGCUCGCUCACUACAGAACUGAGACCUCCCGACAGUUUUGAAAAGAGUGAGUACUACGUCACCAUGGUGAAGUGGGUGACACAGGAGAGGCUGAGUGUGCGUUGGGUUAAUCGAGCUCAAAACUUGUCAAUUCUUUCACUGUGUGACGUCCUAACAAGUGACUGCACAAAGAAACACAUGAUGACAUCGGAGAAGUGGCUUGAUCGCCAGAAUGAGGAGCCAGUGUUCUCCAAGGAUUGCACAAUAUUCUUCAUCACUAUGCCAUUAAAACACGGUGGCCGUGGGGGAUUCAACCAUAUCGCCAAGAUCUCCAACCUUUCUGAGGGUCAAGAGGUCGACGUCCGCCACCUGACCUCAGGAAGCUGGGAAGUCUUUCAAAUUCUGGCCUAUGAUGAGAGCACAAACUCAGUUUAUUUCCUAAGUACAGAGGAAGGAUCAACACAACGGCAAUUGUACAGAGUCUCCACUGUGGAUCCAUUUCAUAAAGAAUGCCUCACCUGCUCCCUCUUCAAAUCAAAGUGCACCUACUACGACACAAUCCUCAGCCCAGACUAUCAGCAUGUUCUUCUCAACUGCAGAGGUCCUGGAAUACCUCAAACUACUCUUCACAAACUAAGUGACAUGAACAAACACAAGACUCUGGAAAGUAAUAUAGUAUUAAGGCAUGUACUGAUGAACAGGACAAUACCCAAGUGGGAGAGAAGAACUGUACAAAUCAACAACUUUGCACUUCGUCUGGAGUUAAUUGUCCCAAUAGAUUUGGAUGAAACAAAGGAGCACCCACUUUUACUGAUUGUUGACAGCGCCUCUGGUGGUCAGGCUGUGAGUGAUCGGUUCUCUCUCAGCUGGGACUCUGUGCUGGUCAGCUCAGACAGCGCCAUCGUGGCUCGUCUGGACGGCCGGGGCAGCGGCUUCCAGGGACAGAGGAUCCUGCACGAGGUUCACCAGAGACUGGGAACUGUUGAUCUCCAGGACCAGAUCACAGCUCUGGAGCACCUGGUCAGGCUACCCUAUGUUGAUGGCAAUAGAGUUGGGGUUUAUGGAAAGGCGUAUGGAGGAUUCCUUUCCUCUCUCCUGCUCCUCUCCCACAGCUCUAUGUUCCGGUGUGGCAUCGCUGUAGCUCCUAUAACAAACUGGAGACUCUAUGGGUCGGCCUACGCUGAGAAAUACUUUGGCUCCCCAGCUAAAGAAGUUCACAAAUGCCAACAGAUCUCCAGUCUGCUCAGUAACAUCACAGCACCGAGUCCUCUGAACUUUCUCAUUAUCCACGGCACAGCAGAUGCCACUGUUCAUUUCCAGCAUUCUGCUGAGCUGGUCAAACUGCUGUCUGCGUCAAAUGUUAAUUACACUCUCCAGAUUUUCCCAGAUGAAGGACACAACAUUGCCCUGGCCAAGAGCCAGCACUACAUGCUAUACUCAGUGCUCACCUUCUUCAGGCGCUGCUUUGAGGAGGAGCAGGUUGCUGUCCCGGAGACAUCUAAAGAAGAUGACUAACCCGUAGAACUUCCUGCAGUGAAACAGUUUAGAGUAGUGACUGCUGUCUUGAGCCAACAAAGUCUGUGUUUUCCUGAAGGGCUGCUAUCUAUAAAAGCACUCCAAGAGCAUUACUGAAAACCUACAGACCUACAGUGUGUAAGAUACGUAGCAUUACAUUUGUGCUGCCAUGCCAUUGUUUGCAUUAUUCUGAAACCCUAGUAGUCCAAUUGCAUUCCAUUGGCCACUGCACCGAAAAUACCAGCCUGAUACAACUUACAUAACAUAUUUAACUACGUAACUUAACCGAUGUACUCAAACCAUUACCUUUUCCUAAACCUAACUAUUUAUUUUUGGUGCCAAAAUUUAACAAGGACUGUUUCACAAUGUUAACCAUGUUUAUCGUAACCAUGAUGAUUAAAGUCAUCUGACUAUGACGACAAAAGGUCACCUGGCCAUUGUUAUGAGAACAAUGAGGUCACCUAAACUUUGCCCGUCAAAUUCACUGUAGUAAGAGCAGAAAACUCUAGGGAGAGUGUUUAUUUCAGGAACAAUGGGCAACAGCAUGUCAAACAAAUUGGCUUUCGGUCAGUUGGGACAUCUUUUGGACUUUUGGGGUUUCGAAAUAAUGGGCCGUUGGAACAAUGGGCAAUCCUCACAUUUGUUAAGACGAGCGUGGUGAUUCCAGGGUUGUGAUGAUUUAGUUAUUGAACUGAAAAAAUGGUAGUAUGUCACUGUAUUUUAAUGCUUCAGAUUAUAACUAUUGUUUGUACUGUUUGUUUCAUGUACUGAGUACAAAUGUCAGGGAAUCAAAGAAACAAGUAUUUUUCCAUUUUAAAGUAUAAUUUUUGUUGAUUGCUCUACUGUGAAUAUUUCUAUUUACUGCAAACAAAACAAUUUAACCGUAUACCAAAUUUUGAGAGAUCAUAUCACGAAACAAUUUUUGCUGGUGCCUUUACCUCUUUACAGACGUCACAUUGUUCAUAGACUUACCAUAAUAAUUAGAUAAUGAAGCACUGAAGAUUACCAGAGCGUCUGCAUUCUCAGUAGUGUUUGAAUGAUUUCCCAUCUUGCCCAGCAAUGAUACAAAAAGCAAUUACCAAUUCUGGAAACUUCCACCCCAUUUGGACAGGAAUUAUGUUUCUUGGAGAUGUGAGGUGAUUUCAACUUUUCCUGCACUGGUCAAUAAUUGAAAUCUAAUCCUGAGUGGAUAUGUAGAUCACUUUUCACCUAAUAUCAAUAACACAUCUUUCUGCUUCUGUUUGUAGUCCAAUUAGAAUUGACCAAUCCCAUAUGAGUGGGCUUUGGUUGCAUGCAGGUAAACAGUCAGUGUGAAGGGCAAAAGUGAUGGACCGUCCAUGUCUACUGCUGACCACACCCUGUUUUCUCUCCAUUUUCAGAUGGUCAAAAUGCCGUCCAGAAGGAUGAGUUAAAUAAUAGCUGAACAGAGUGAAUAUUUCAUUCCCCACUUCCCCCUGUAUUUUAAUCUGGUCCGAAUAGGGCUUUUCAUUAAAAAAAGGUAAUUACGGUCUUUAGGGCAUUUAUAUGGAACACACAACUUGUUUUUUGUUGUUGUUUUUCUUCUUGUGUUUUUUGUGAUUAGGAACUCUUUUUGAGUUCUAUUAGGAAUUAUUUAAUUUGGGGUACUUCAUAAAUAUAGGCUGGAUUUGAUGAAAUUCAUCAUAUUACAGAUUAUUAGACUAUAUAGUGAUCAGAAAAUGUAAUGUAUAUUUGUUUUCAGAGCAAUAUGAUGAGAAAUGUGUCUUUUAUCUAGACUUUGAAGAAACUACAUAGCAGUAGUACUCACUGGUAUCAUCUGAUUCCUUUUAUGAUCGAGUCCACUCGGACAUGGAUGCUUUUUUCACACUUAUUCUUUUGAAUGUUUAUGGCCAACUGAAUUCUUCACUGUUACAUGUAACAUUUAACAUCACAAAAUGUUUAAAGUGUUUCAAAUGGGCAAGAAAAUGGAGAAAUGUAAGUAGUGAUAAUACCAGUCUAUUCUGUACAGUGUGCUUCGUCCAUAACCAGACUCCUAUAAUCCUGAAUGAUCACCAUAUCCUUCCUUGAAUAGGACGUAGCAAACCAGAUCAUUCUCAGACCAUGAUCCUGUGCUGCUUACACUUCUACACUUGCUUGAUUUGUCAGACUGCAAUUUGCUCUGUUAUAUAUAUAUAUAUAUAUAUAUAUAUAUAUAUAUAUAUAUAUAUAUAUAUAUACUGUACAUUAUAGUCAUUAUGUCGACUGUAGACAUUUGUAUACUUGAGAAGAUUUAUAUGCUGAAAUAAAUUGUUAAACAAGACAGUCUUG
This is a messenger RNA of Dicentrarchus labrax (European seabass), 4978 nucleotides long. Its product is annotated as inactive dipeptidyl peptidase 10-like. Gene Ontology annotation, molecular function: serine-type peptidase activity; dipeptidyl-peptidase activity. The record is from RefSeq and is a predicted model, not a curated record. Gene Ontology annotation, biological process: proteolysis. NCBI's taxonomy places the organism in Eukaryota, Metazoa, Chordata, Actinopteri, Moronidae. Bases 302 to 2692 code for a protein of 796 amino acids. The transcript is spliced from 26 exons.